UUGCUUCUUUCCCCUCAUCCCCCACCCCUCCCCUCUAACCCCAAGCCUCCUUCACUUAAAAGCUGCUCAGAAAGACCUGGAGAAGGGAAUAACAGAGGCAGGGGACUGGGAGACUUAGAUUUUGAUUAUUACUCAUUUAUUUUUGGCUGACCCUUACCUUUUUCUGUACUGGGGGGGGGCAACGUGCGUUGUCUAGGAAGAUGGUGGCAGAAAAGGAGACCCUGGGCCUAACCAAAGCUCCAGAAAAACAGCCGAAAAGGACCAGGCUUCAGCCUCAACAGCCACCUCUGAGCCACCAGCAACAACCCCAGGUUUCCGAAGGCUUCACGGUCAAAGCCAUGAUGAAAAACACAGUCGUGAAAGGCCCUCCAGCUGCAGGAGCAUUUAGAGAAAGACCAACCAAGCCCACAGCAUUUCGCAAGUUUUACGAGCGAGGAGACUUCCCGAUUGCCCUGGAGCAUGAUUCGAAAGGAAACAAAAUCGCCUGGAAGGUGGAAAUUGAGAAGCUUGACUAUCAUCACUACCUGCCUCUGUUUUUCGACGGGCUUUGUGAAAUGACAUUUCCCUACGAGUUUUUUGCUCGCCAAGGAAUCCAUGACAUGCUGGAACAUGGGGGGAACAAGAUACUUCCUGUCAUUCCACAGCUCAUUAUCCCAAUAAAAAACGCACUGAACCUCCGUAACCGACAGGUCAUCUGCGUCACGCUCAAAGUUCUGCAGCACUUGGUUGUGUCAGCUGACAUGGUGGGCGAAGCUCUCGUGCCCUACUACCGUCAAAUCCUUCCCAUCUUAAACAUCUUUAAGAACAUGAAUGUUAAUUCCGGAGAUGGCAUUGACUACAGCCAGCAGAAGCGAGAAAACAUUGGAGACUUGAUUCAAGAAACACUGGAGGCGUUUGAGCGCUAUGGAGGAGAAGAUGCUUUUAUAAACAUUAAAUACAUGGUCCCCACCUAUGAAUCGUGCUUGUUAAACUAAAGGAAGACACAGCUGGGUCAAAAGGGAAGGGUCCAUUUGGGUUUGAAACAGCUCACCCCAGUGAUGUUCAACAUCUUCGUGUUUCAGCCUUCUUUCUGUACAGCUGCUAAAAUAGUGGCUUCUGGGCAUUAGACUGUUAGCACUAUUGUGAGAGAGGCUUCCAAUACAUAAAUAGUGCCUGUUUCUUCGAUUA
Molecule: messenger RNA, 1167 nt
Organism: Tachyglossus aculeatus (Australian echidna)
Lineage: Eukaryota; Metazoa; Chordata; Mammalia; Monotremata; Tachyglossidae
Gene: PACRG
Product: parkin coregulated
Exons: 5
Coding region: 201-974 (257 amino acids)
Cellular component (GO): cytosol; neuron projection; vesicle
Molecular function (GO): Hsp90 protein binding; Hsp70 protein binding
Source: RefSeq, a predicted model, not a curated record